CUCUAUCACAAAGACGCUUGUAGCAGUCAAAACCUAUAUCAUGGAUGAAAAAGACCGCACGAUUUGGGUUGGGAAAUUGCAUGACCGAGUUACCGAGCCUCUUUUAUACGAGUUAUUUUUACAGGCCGGUCCCCUGGAAAAAGUCAAACUAGCUACAGACAAAGAAGGGAGGACAAAGGGAUAUGCUUUUGUCACAUUCAAACAUGAAUGUUCUGUUCCCUACACAAUAGAACUGAUGAACGGCAUUGAACUUUUCGGCAAUAACCUACGCUUACAAACGAGAACAGGGUCCUCCAGUAGCGUUACGUAUGACGGGGGAAGUGCAGCACAGUCCUCCUCGUAUAACAGUCCCUUGCCAAGUGGAAACUCGCACGACAACAGGUCUCCAGCUGGUCAUCAUCAACACAACCUUCAAAGGUCUGCAACCUGGCAUGGGAAUACACAGCCAAGUGGACGAAGCCCAGAUGUCAAUUUUAGAAACUUGCCCAACAUGCAACCGCAGGUAAUGACAGCUGUGUCAUUUCAACAGAGACGAGAACGAGUGUUUCAGCAGCAAAACAUACAGUUGGAGAUUCACCGUCAGCAGGUGAUACAGAGACUGACCGCACAGCCGAUACCACAAUCCAACCCUUAUGGCCGCUCAAGUCGGCCGUGGCAACAGGCUCCUUAUAGACGUUACUGAUAUAUACCGCACUCCAACCAAUAUGGCCGCUCAAGUCGGCCGUGGCAACAGGCUCCUUAUAGACGUUACUGAUAUAUACCGCACUCCAACCCAUAUGGCCGCUCGAAUCGACCCGUGCCAACAGGCUCCUUAUAGACGUUACUGAUAUAUACCACACUCCAACCCAUAUGGCUGCUCAAGUCGGCCGUGGCAACAGGCUCCUUAUAGACGUUACUGAUAUAUACCACACUCCAACCCAUAUGGCCGCUCAAGUCGACCCGUGGCAAUAAGCUCCUUAUAGCCGUUACUAAUACCACACACUCACUUUUCUCCCACUCAAGUGGCAACAAGCUUUGUACAGACAUAUUACUGAAACCACACUUGAAGCCCUAUUGCCACUCAGGUCGGCCCUGGCAAAACGCUCUUACAUGUACUACUGUAUUUAUCAAUAGGAUCCACAAUGACACUCCAAACAAACAGGUCUACCGGAACACUGAUACAUACUACAUUCCCCAAACCCUACUUUUUCAUACCUUACUGAAACUUGCAAAGAAACACUACGCUCUACCCCUUCAUUGCAUUCAGAUUCAUACUUACUACUUUGUAUCUAAACUUUCAAUCAUCAUAUCAUCUCUAAUAAAUCAUUGAUAUUAAUCUCGGAUUAGCUCAUGUCAUGUUCGCAAGAGACAUGGAUACUGAGCUUGUCACUGGUAGAGAUAAUCUGUUUGUGUGCGAAAAACUAAAUAGGCAUCCCAAAAGUGUUCAGAUAUACAGCAAUGUAGUCGUGUUAAUUUGGCUUUUUUCAUUGAAAUGAUAAUUCAUUUAUCUUAUUUCAUUCAAGUGGUCAUCAAAUAAAUGAAGAAUCUUUAUUUUCAAGAUUUGUCCAAUUCACAGGGAUGUGUAGAUGUUGAGCUUGUAAUCUGUAAAUGAAAUAACAUUCUCAUUCUAAUUAAGUGAAAGAUGGCCAGACGCUGGUUUUACUUUGAGACUUAAUUUCCUAGAAUAAGCCUGCUUUUUAAAUGAGAUUUUAAACGGAAAAAAAAUGCAAAUUUUAGCAAACUACCAUAGUAUGGGAGAAAUAGAGCAAUUAUGCCCCCUUGAUCAUUAACUAUUUUGCUAAAUAUAUAUACAUGUAUAGUGCCUGUGAAGAAUUAGUCGGUUUAAGAAUUUAUUUCCAAAAAAUCAUCUUGUGUUUAAUAUUUGAUAAAUGUAGUUCUGAUACAACUCAGUUAUAAAAGAUGUUAGAAUGUUUGUGUAAAGUUUGUAUAGAAUCGGUCAGGGUCUGGCUAAGAGAUCAAGGGGCCAAUGUUUUAACAUGGGUUUUAUGUUUUUAUGUAUUUUGACAUUAAAUAUGUUUGUACUUGUU
Molecule: messenger RNA, 2027 nt
Organism: Mizuhopecten yessoensis (Yesso scallop)
Lineage: Eukaryota; Metazoa; Mollusca; Bivalvia; Pectinida; Pectinidae
Product: RNA-binding protein 7-like
Exons: 3
Coding region: 41-682 (213 amino acids)
Biological process (GO): regulation of alternative mRNA splicing, via spliceosome
Cellular component (GO): nucleus
Molecular function (GO): single-stranded RNA binding
Source: RefSeq, a predicted model, not a curated record